ACCAUCAGUCCUACUCCUCCUCCUCUCUCUCUCUCUCUCCAUCAACACCAACACCAAAUCCGAAAAAUGGGUUCGACCCCAGAGACUCAGAUGACUCCAACCCAAGUCUCCGACGAAGAAGCCAACCUCUUCGCCAUGCAGCUAGCCAGCGGCUCCAUUCUCCCCAUGGUGCUCAAGGCGGCCAUCGAGCUCGACCUCCUCGAGGUCAUGGCAAAAGCCGGGCCUGGCGCUUUUGUUUCUCCGGCUGACAUAGCUUCGCAGCUGCCGACCAAGAACCCCGACGCCCCCGUCAUGCUGGACCGCAUACUGCGCCUCCUGGCCAGCUACUCCAUCCUCACUUACUCCCUCCGCACACUUCCCGACGGCAAAGUCCAGCGGCUGUACGGCCUCGGCCCCGUCUGCAAGUUCUUGACAAAGAACGAGGAUGGUGCUUCCAUUGGUUCUCUGUGCCUCAUGAAUCAGGACAAGGUCCUUAUGGAGAGCUGGUACCACUUGAAAGAGUCAGUCCUUGAAGGAGGUAUCCCAUUCAACAAGGCCUAUGGAAUGACCGCUUUUGAGUACCAUGGCACUGACCCAAGAUUCAACAAGGUCUUCAACAAGGGAAUGGCUGACCACUCUACCAUUACCAUGAAGAAACUUCUUGAGAUCUACAAUGGCUUUGAGGGCCUCACAUCCAUCGUUGACGUUGGUGGUGGCACCGGCGCUGUCCUUAACAUGAUCGUCUCUAAAUACCCUUCGAUUAAGGGCAUUAACUUCGACUUGCCUCAUGUCAUUGAAGAUGCUCCCCAAUAUCCUGGUGUGGAGCAUGUUGGAGGAGACAUGUUUGUAAGUGUUCCAAAGGGAGAUGCAAUUUUCAUGAAGUGGAUAUGCCAUGACUGGAGUGACGAGCAUUGCUUGAAAUUUUUGAAGAACUGCUAUGCUGCGCUCCCAGACAAUGGGAAGGUAAUUGUUGCUGAGUGCAUUCUUCCGGUGGCUCCGGACAGUAGCCUUGCCACCAAGGGAGUUGUCCAUAUCGACGCGAUCAUGUUAGCUCACAACCCCGGCGGAAAAGAGAGGACGGAGAAGGAGUUUGAGGCCUUGGCUAAGGGAUCUGGAUUCCAAGGCUUUCGGGUCGUGUGCUGUGCUUUCAACACCUAUGCCAUUGAAUUUCUUAAGAAGAAUUGAAUAUAAUUUCCCUUUGGUAUGCUACCAUCUGCAUUUAUAUUGCUUUGGUUUUUUAUAUGGUGAUCGUGUAUCCGUACCUGGAUUUUCCACCAUAAGUAGGUUUUCAUAUGUUACAAAAAAAUAAUAAGAAAGUGAUUUUGUUGCUUUGAUACCAUGUAA
Molecule: messenger RNA, 1323 nt
Organism: Pyrus x bretschneideri (Chinese white pear)
Lineage: Eukaryota; Viridiplantae; Streptophyta; Magnoliopsida; Rosales; Rosaceae
Product: caffeic acid 3-O-methyltransferase
Biological process (GO): methylation
Molecular function (GO): protein dimerization activity; O-methyltransferase activity; S-adenosylmethionine-dependent methyltransferase activity
Source: RefSeq, marked provisional